AUGGAGAAACAUCAUCAACCAAUUCAGCCUACCCAAGGAGAUCAGUUGCGACCACGGACCCCAGUUCACGGGAAAGAAAAUCGUCGAAUUCUUCGAGAAAUGGUAAAAUCCUCUAACAAAUCCAUAUUAAACAUCAUGAAGAAAAAGCUUGAAGACGCUAAGGGACUGUGGCUGAAGAUACUGCCACAAGUAUUAUGGGCGUAUAGAACUACUCCGAAGAUGAGCACAGGAAAAACACCCUAUUCUUUGGUCUAUGGGACCGAGGCAGUCAUACCAGUCGAAGUCGGAGAACCCAGCCUAAAGUACUCCUACGAAAGCGGUACUAGUAAUGAUGAGAGUAAAAGGCAGGAACUCGAUGAAAUCAAUGAACGAAGAGAUAUGGUGAACAUAAGGAUGGUCGCCUAA
Molecule: messenger RNA, 405 nt
Organism: Nicotiana tabacum (common tobacco)
Lineage: Eukaryota; Viridiplantae; Streptophyta; Magnoliopsida; Solanales; Solanaceae
Source: RefSeq, a predicted model, not a curated record